AGGAAGCCUCCCACUUUUGGAGAUGCGUCUACGAUUGCCUUGGAGCUGUUAAAUUCUGGAUACGAGUUUGAUGAAGGAACAGUCAUCUAUAAUCGGUUCAGGUCUGUUAUUUCUUACAAAACCGAUGAGAAACCAAUCUAUUCUCUUGAAACAGUUUCUGGUGCUGAAAGCAUGAGCAUCUACGAUGACAUUGAUGCUGAUGUCCUGCGGAACUAUCAAGAGUUUAUCUUGGCCAACAUCAUCUUCUAUUCACUGAAAGAAUCGACCACAAGUGAGCAGAGUGCUCGGAUGACUGCCAUGGAUAAUGCCAGCAAAAAUGCCUCUGAGAUGAUUGACAAGCUGACGCUGACAUUCAACCGUACACGCCAAGCUGUCAUUACCAAGGAACUGAUUGAGAUCAUCUCUGGGGCUGCAGCACUGCACUAA
Messenger RNA from Ailuropoda melanoleuca (giant panda), 426 nucleotides. Its product is annotated as ATP synthase subunit gamma, mitochondrial-like. The annotation marks the transcript as partial. Gene Ontology annotation, biological process: proton motive force-driven ATP synthesis. The transcript has a single exon. Gene Ontology annotation, molecular function: proton-transporting ATP synthase activity, rotational mechanism. NCBI's taxonomy places the organism in Eukaryota, Metazoa, Chordata, Mammalia, Carnivora, Ursidae. The record is from RefSeq and is a predicted model, not a curated record.